Mucor mucedo is the source of this 1182-nucleotide messenger RNA. RefSeq lists its product as uncharacterized. The record is from RefSeq and is a predicted model, not a curated record. Gene Ontology annotation, biological process: double-strand break repair via homologous recombination. Lineage: Eukaryota; Fungi; Mucoromycota; Mucoromycetes; Mucorales; Mucoraceae. Gene Ontology annotation, cellular component: Slx1-Slx4 complex. The coding region runs from base 7 to 834 and encodes 275 amino acids. Gene Ontology annotation, molecular function: 5'-flap endonuclease activity; crossover junction DNA endonuclease activity. The transcript is spliced from 4 exons.
CAUUGAAUGUAUUGCUCAUUUUACUGCUGUUAUUUAUUACGCUCUUUACAAGAAGGACAGGGCAAUAAGACUUACGUAGGGUCGACGCCUGAACCCAUAAAACGUUUACGACAACACAAUGGCGAGAUCACACAAGGCGCCUAUCGAACCCGUAAGCUACGACCUUGGGAGCAUGUGAUGAUUGUCUAUGGCUUCCCUAGUCGAACGGAAGCACUACAAUUCGAAUGGGCCUGGCAAAAACCGCAGCAAAGCCGACAUGUCAAGGCACUGGCAGACACCAAUCCGUACAAAAUCAGAUAUACCCAAUGCACCAAAAAUAAGGCCAACCAUCCUCUCACCAAGAUCAAAGUGGCUCAAUUGCUAUUAAAUUCAAAGCCGUUUUGUCAGUUACCUCUUAAGCUCCGAUUUGUCCUACCAUCUAUGCAAGACAUCUUUCUUCAGGUCGAUCUGCCCAAGCAUAUGCAAUCGUCUGUAGGGCCUAUUCGAGACCUUAUUCAACAACAUAAGCAGCAUGAAGAAGACAUUCUAACGAAGUUUCAACUACCAGACAAGGAUCCACUGUCUUGUUAUCUCUGUCGAGAAUCAAUUGAAAAGGAUGAUGCCCUCGAUUAUGUAAGCUGUGACGAUUGUGACGAAAUGAAGAGCCAUGUGGCUUGCUUCCAAGCAAUAUUAGAAACAACAGAACAAGGCUACUGUCCCGAGUGCUCUAAACUGCAUGUAUGGGGGGAUCUAAUACAAGCGUCUAAAUUACGAGAGAAAUUUGUGCAAGACGGUAUUUCGUACUCGACCGAAGAUGAUUCUGAUUCUUCAGUCAUUAAUUUGACGACCGUGUAAGCCACCACUAAUUAUAUGAUGCGUGUGUGACAUAAAGAUUGUGAACAUAUACACCCAACAAAAAUUAUUUCAAGACCAAUAAAAACUAAAAUCCCGUUCUUUGUCUCCGACUGAAAUGCCUUCUUUUGCGUCACCCCAGUGAAUAGUAAUCUCGGAUCCAAUACUUUUGUUGAACUUUACAAAGGUAGAGAAGCUGAUAGCAAAAGGUCACUAGCUUAGAUAAAGAGGAGAAAUAUCUCGGAAAGAUGAAAAAGAAUGAUAAAAGAGAAUUACAAUGGUUGCAAUAAUAGAUGAAUAUCAACAAGAAUAUUUAUAACAAGCGCCAAGCCGUAAAUCACCAAUGUCAUC